CGUAGUUCUAUCUCAAUUAAUCCUACCCGAAAGUUUUAAAAUUGGGUUUAAGACGAAUUUGUGAAAUAAGUGUUUAUAUAUAUUAGCUUAUUGAGCUGAAAUCACUCAUCUCACAUCAGUCCUAGAAUAUAUUGAGUGCAAACAAUUAAAGAGGAUUAUUUGUGAUCUUCACAACUAGCUUGAGACCUUCUAGAGAAGUAAAUGAACUAUAUGAUAUUUGAAAUGAUACUCUAAAACUAAAACUAAAAGUAAAUGAACUAUAUGAUAUUUGAAAUGAUACUCUCGAAGUAAAACUAGGAGUAAUUUGAAAUGAUAUCAUCAUACUAUUACUUCAGAUUUCUAACAAAAAUGAACUAUAUGAUACUAUCAAUUUGUGUCGUUCUAUGUCAUAUGGCUCCGGCCUAGUUGUAUGUGCUUGGAACCUCAUCCAAUCCAAAUGGAGCAUCGUCGUUUACAAUCUUCUAGUACCAAACGCCUACACAAAGGCCGGCCUCUAUAUGCUUGGAACUUCGAUGGCAACGCUAGCUUUGUUCUGCACUUCCUCUUCUCUGCCCAAAACUUUGCAGCUAUAAAUUGGAGGAGUUUCAUGUGUGACAUUGCCAACAACACCCCAUAACCACACACACACACACACGGCUUUCUACUUGACCAAAGCCAGAGAAACUGGAUUAUGGCCAAGGCUACCAUCUCAAUUGCCAUUUUCCUAUUGGCUUCCUCUCUUCUCAUUUUCAAUAUUUCUGUAAAAGGUGAGGUUGUUGUGGAAGAAGCAAGCUUGGAGUUACAAUGCAACAAAGCUUAUGGAGUAAAGAGUGGAGACACAUGCUUUGCUAUUGCUCAGGCAUUCAAGCUCACCACAGACCACUUCGAUUUUAUCAAUCCAAACCUCAAUUGCUCUGCCCUCUUUGUUAGCCAGUGGCUCUGUGUCAAUGCCUUCCUUACCUGAACUUAAUAUGAUUUCCACCUGUUUGUCUUCAAUAAUAUUUUAAUUUAAGCACUCAAAAACCCAUUCUCAUUUGAUAAUAAAACCCAAAUCUUUCUUAUGCUGAUUCCUAAUUAUUGUAUUUUCACCGUGUGUUUGUUGUAUGUUUGGGUUAAUUAGUUCUAUGUAAUCUCAAUCCUAAUCUUAAAUUUAUUGGUUAAGAUA
Cucumis sativus (cucumber) is the source of this 1144-nucleotide messenger RNA. Its product is annotated as lysM domain-containing protein ARB_00327-like. The transcript has 2 exons. NCBI's taxonomy places the organism in Eukaryota, Viridiplantae, Streptophyta, Magnoliopsida, Cucurbitales, Cucurbitaceae. The coding region runs from base 671 to 943 and encodes 90 amino acids. The record is from RefSeq and is a predicted model, not a curated record.